GGUCUGGGUUUGAACUGGGGACGGACACCCCUACUUUCUACUCCCUGCGCUAGGUACAGUAGGUACUCUGCGCUAAGUGCACUAUACUAUACUGGGCUGCGUCUAGGAGAGAGAACCACACUUGCUUGGCGAACGACGAGACUACCAAGUCUAAUCCAAGUGAAUGGAAGUCAACUACCUUACAGGACUGUCUGUACAUACAUGCACACAACCACCAGCCAUGGACUGACUGAGCCCAUUCCGUUGUUGCUUCUUUUUCUUCUUUCCUUUUCCUGUUCCUGUUCCUAUUUCCUCUCUCUUCUUUUCCUUCCUAGCUACCUACCUAUCCAAACUUCCCAACCUGGGAGUCCUCCUCCAAGACCAUACUCAACCUCAACAUCCAUCUUCAAAACGAAUACAACUGCUCUCCAGCCGCAGCAAGCUUAUACUAGCUAUCUUCCAAGUAGCUUUGUCCUCGCCGUCCGAUCUCAUAAACGAACAAUCACUCUGCCAUCCAGGAAACGAACGAUCUCCGCCGAAUUGCUUCGCUUUGAGCCGGUCUACUGCGAGUACAUUGCCAGUCUGUGCCAGUCGAACAUGGCAUUGGCCCUCCUAGAGUAUCUAUAGACCACAUUAUUCUCGACACACUCAUUCGCCGAUUUUAUCUCCGGGCUCUCAAUAUAAAGCGAAUGAAAGCUUCGGCGGGGCAAAGUCAAUUGUUCUUUUGCCGGCACAAUAGGUCAACAGGCAGUGACGCAGUGGGGCUUGCUUUGAGAGUGAAGCUUUCACGACAUACCCAACCCCGGGUUAACCUCGAAUUUGGCGAUUGCGCCUAUUGCCUCGCCCAACAGCAAGCAGGCGAAACGCAUAGGUCUCCAUGUCGGCUGGUACAUUGCUUGGGGCCUUGAACUUUCCUCCUUCACCUCCCCACGGCUCAGGCAGCCGGGAACCUAGCUUUCCUUCAAGUAUACAACUGCCAAAGCUGCACUCUCGAUUCGAUAACACUCCGUCAUCGCGAAACGGGCUUAGGACUCCCCCGACUGACGAAAUGAGCACUGUCUUUCAGCCCCAGCUGGCUUCAUGGGAGAAUCAUGCUAUUCACAACUAUCCUGCUGCAGCGCCUCAAACUGCCCGACCUGCAGCUCCUGUAACCGAUGCGAGAGCAUCUCAAUACUACAGAUAUCCCACACAGCAACAAGACCAGCAGCAGCAGCAGCAGCAGCAACAACAACCGCAACCACAAACCACAUAUAACCAUUACUACCAACAUGAGCAAUCGACACAACCUCAGCUUGAUUUACAUCCCACUUCCCAAGUCUCUCAACAACGAAAUGGAUCAAUCUCAGCAGAGUCGCAGGCCGUGGGACAGACCGUCAGGCCUUCAACGCCUGCAUCGACUGCGUCAGGUAGCAAGGACGAGUCCGAGUCGCUUGUCUAUCAUAGCCUGCAAAUCCCCAAGUGCAUCAGUCCUUCAGGUGGAAACCUCGCCGAUUUCGCUGCUCAGGUAUGCGAUCUCAAACACAUGUCGUGGAAUUCUCAAAUUUGCUAACGGGAAUAGAUGACUUGCUUGUUCUGGUUCGAAUCUAUUGAGGAACUCAAGCAGGCCGAGUCGAUCCGUGUUAGAGGCCCCAAUGCCCUCAUCCCUCGGUUACCGUCUCUCGCCAAACCCUACGACCAAUUUCGGAAGUGGGUGUACAGCGUUUUGUCGACGACACAGGUGACCCAAAAUGUCAUCCUAUUGGCAUUGUUAUUCAUCUACCGAUUGAAGAUGUCAACUCCUCAAAUCAAGGGUCGUGCCGGCAGUGAAUAUCGAUUGUUGACUGUGGCCCUCAUGCUCGGGAACAAAUUCUUGGAUGAUAACACCUACACGAACAAGACCUGGGCCGAAGUGUCAUGCUUCAAUGUGCAGGAGAUCCAUGUCAUGGAGGUGGAGUUUCUGAGCAACAUGCGAUACAAUUUGGUUGCUACAAAGGAACAAUGGGAGGGCUGGUUGGACAAGCUUUCCUGCUUCCACGAGUACUACGAGCGAGCUGUGCGAUUGCCAGCAUCCCCGAUUCAUAUUCCUUCACCAACAAAUAAGUCUCUUCACUCACCUGUCGCUUCACCGACGGGUAUGAUGCAGCCCACCGCCAAUCUCCCUACUCCGGCUGUUACAACGACCAACUACUCACCUACCUCGAGUCACUCCCAGAACUGGUCUGCAUACCACUCGAACACCGUCUCUCCAUUGGCUACCAAGCCCAACCUGCAGUUCCCUGUCUCACGGAAGCGAAGUCCCGAGGAAGAGAUUAUGGAACACCCCGCGAAGCGACUUGUUCCUCCUGGACGAGCUCCAGCUGCCGCUAUGGUUCAAGCUGUCAACCCACGAUCCAAUGGAAUCAUUGAGCCGGCGAGGCUGCCUGUCCCUCAUCUUACUGUCAUGACCGGACAACCCCAGAUGCAGCCUCAAACCCAGCCUACAUUGACACCCUUCAACAACGGCAAUGUCAAUAUCAACGGGUAUCCUCAGCCUACACAGCAGGUUGCCCAGCCUGUUCACGUCUCACUUCCUCCAUUGCAGACCGGUAUGCGAGCCAUGUCAACAGUCUACCCAUCAGGCCCCGCCGCUAUGGUACAGAAGCAAUCGCUUCCCGCAACAACGGGUGUCACCAUGGCGCAAGCUGGCUUUCCUACUCAGGCACCUGUUAACUUCGGUACACCAAACAAGCAGCACAGUCCUGGACGUCUGGGUCCCUUCAACUCAUCGCCUCUAGCUGAGGCAUACGGUCCAGCAUCGGCUGUUCACACUCCUAUGGUGCACACUCCCAUUUCUAACUCGCCGAGUGUCUUCCUGCAACAGCGACCUAGUCCGUACAAACCUGUGCGCCAUGUUAAUACGCUUUUGUGUCCCCCACCUUCGGCCUCACUUGAGCAAUAUCACCUCGCUGUGCCUGUUCCCCCGACACAGAUGCACUAUCAGCCACUGGGACGACGAAACGACCUGCGAACUGGCAUUGUCCCAGAAUUUAUGGUCUAUAACCGCAGUCACCCGCAGAACCUCCCCCCUCACGGACUCGCUCAGGGACACUACCCGUCUUAGGGAUGGCAGGGUUACCCUGCGAUCGUCCAUGAAUCUCACCACACCACACGGCGUAAGCCUCAGCUCUGAGGCCAUUUCAACUCGGCAUCUGAAGUAUAAUUCGCAUUUUUGUUCACGGAUCAUUGCAUCCUUGUUUUUAUGAAGUUAGAUUUUUGGGGUCGGAUUUGCAUCACAGCAUCGCAUGGCAUAGGCGUUUGGAAGGAAAGAAAUAGGCCAGGGUUCAACAGUCUCCCGGAUAGGACUACAUAAGGAAAUGGAUCAGGACAUCAGGGCUUUCGGUCGCAUUUGGCUUGGAGUUUGGCUUGUUUUUUUUUAAAGCGAUGAAUGCUGCGAGGCCAUAUAGGUUGGCAAUGAAGCAUGUUUCACGAUGUAUCGGGCUUCUUAACGGAAAGCUCAUCAUAUCGCAGCGUUCAUCCAGCAUCGGAUUUCUGUGCAUGACGUCGGCGUCAACAUCGCCUGUAUAUAGACGGACGCGCAGGACGUCAGUUAUGACUCUUAGAAUAGAUCACAAUCAACAGAGGGUUCUGCCAAAAGCGCCAACCCCGUGCUCAUACACCACAGUUUGCAAUACACCAUGAGCACUUUACUCAGGAUCAUGUUUCUGAUGUCGUGGAUGUGCCUGGAACCUACCUGUUCAUCGGUGGCAUUAUGGUGAGACAACAUGUGCGCUU
Molecule: messenger RNA, 3729 nt
Organism: Fusarium odoratissimum NRRL 54006
Lineage: Eukaryota; Fungi; Ascomycota; Sordariomycetes; Hypocreales; Nectriaceae
Exons: 2
Coding region: 1538-3058 (506 amino acids)
Biological process (GO): regulation of cyclin-dependent protein serine/threonine kinase activity
Cellular component (GO): nucleus; cyclin-dependent protein kinase holoenzyme complex
Molecular function (GO): cyclin-dependent protein serine/threonine kinase regulator activity; protein kinase binding
Source: RefSeq, a predicted model, not a curated record